ACCCCACCCCUUUCCAAAAAAAAAAAGAAAACCUCAAGCUUGUGGCAGGAGGGGGACUCAACCUCGCGGGACACCUGUGAUUCUGGAUACCCCUCUUUUUUAAGCUUUCUGAAACUGGAUUCAAGCUCCUCCUCACAUCCUGACCGUUGAUGAUGAAGAUGAGGAGCAGGGAUGUUUGAGAGGGGGAGGUAGACGAGGAGAGAAGAGAGAGAAUCCGCCUCUGUGGACGGUGACGGAGCGCUCCGCGGCGGCGCCACCAGCAGCAUCAGGCAGCAGCAGCAGCAUCAGUCGGUCGGCGGAUGGAGGAUUGAGAUGAAGGUGGAGGAAUGCUGCUGAUGAUGAUGAGGAGGAUCAUAUAGGCAGGUGCUGCAGGCUCGUGCCGCAUUGCUUGGCUGCCGAGAGCGACGCCGGGGAGACGGGUGAUGCUGUCGUCGUCAUUGUGCCACAAACAGAGAGAGAGAGAGAGAGAGAAAGAGAGAGAGAGAGGAGAGAGGCUCUGACAUGGAGGGAGUGAGCGGCUGUUUGAGCUCAGGCCGCCCGGAUCAGCAGGUUGGAUGUGCAGCCUGAAGCCUGGAGCAGCUGAGGCAUGACAUCCACGGAGGAGAAAAUCACAGAGAAGUUGAAUCCUUCAAUGUGGAAUAUGUUUGUUCCCUGUGCGUAAAAGUGUUUUCUGCACAUAUGAUGAUAGUGCAUCACAUCAGCAGCAGCAGCAGCAGCGUCUGUGCCAGUUCAGGGUGGAUUACAGAGCAGCAGGCCUCCAUCUGAAGCCAGCUUCUGAUCCGGAAACAGAGAACAGCAGAGAACAUUCUUCACCCUGUUGCUGGAGUUGAUUAUUGAUCGUGUUGUUUCUCUGCUGUGGUCCCCCCCGUGGAGGGACAGCUGUUGCAAAAGAUGACUCACUUGCAGGCUGGCCUCUCUCCAGAGACCCUGGAGAAGGCCAAGGUGGAGCUGAAAGAGAACCCGGAGACUUUACACCAGGACAUCCAGGAGGUCCGGGACAUGAUCAUCACCCGGCCGGACAUCGGGUUCCUCAGGACAGACGACGCGUUCAUCCUCAGGUUCCUCCGCGCGAGGAAGUUUAACCACUUCGAGGCGUUUCGGCUGCUGGCUCAGUACUUUGAGUACAGACAGCAGAACCUGGACAUGUUCAAGAACCUGAAGGCGACAGACCCGGGGAUCAAACAGGCCCUGAAGGACGGAUUCCCUGGUGUGCUCUCCAACCUGGAUAGAUACGGCAGGAGGAUACUGGUGCUGUUUGCAGCCAACUGGGACCAGAGCAGAUACACGUUUGUGGACAUACUGCGGGCGAUCCUGCUGUCACUGGAGUCCAUGAUCGAAGACCCAGAGCUGCAGGUCAACGGCUUCAUCCUCAUCAUCGACUGGAGUAACUUCACCUUCAAGCAGGCGUCCAAACUGACUCCCAGCAUGCUGCGGCUGGCCAUCGAGGGGCUGCAGGAGAGUUGGUGUUCCUGUUUAUUCUCCCGUGGAAGGAGAGGAAUCAGAGAAGUGAGGGAGAUUAGGCGGCGCUCGCUGGAUUUGGAUCAGAGGAUUUUUUUUUUUUAAAGGC
Notolabrus celidotus (New Zealand spotty) is the source of this 1567-nucleotide messenger RNA. RefSeq names its product clavesin-2-like. Gene Ontology annotation, molecular function: phosphatidylinositol bisphosphate binding. The record is from RefSeq and is a predicted model, not a curated record. Lineage: Eukaryota; Metazoa; Chordata; Actinopteri; Labriformes; Labridae. The transcript has 3 exons. Gene Ontology annotation, cellular component: membrane. Bases 892 to 1563 code for a protein of 223 amino acids.